Messenger RNA from Apaloderma vittatum (bar-tailed trogon), 740 nucleotides. RefSeq names its product programmed cell death 1 (gene PDCD1). Gene Ontology annotation, cellular component: membrane; external side of plasma membrane. The annotation marks the transcript as partial. Lineage: Eukaryota; Metazoa; Chordata; Aves; Trogoniformes; Trogonidae. The record is from RefSeq and is a predicted model, not a curated record. The transcript has 4 exons. Gene Ontology annotation, biological process: negative regulation of immune response; positive regulation of T cell apoptotic process.
UGACCUUCUUCCCAGCAGCAUUAACUCUUCCUGCAGGCAGCUCAGCCACCUUCUUCUGCAAUAUCUCUGUGGAGAAUGACUCUGGCUUGGAGUACAGCCUCAACUGGUACAAAGACUCCAACCACAGCCAAGGCCAAAAAAUUGCUGAAAUCACCCGGAACAACCUCCAGACAAAGACGGAGAAGUACCUGCUCACAAACUACACUCCUGUCUUCAAGAUGGAGAUCCUGAACCUCCACCAGAAUGACUCAGGCUCCUACUACUGUGGACUGAUUGCCUUCUUUGAACCUGAUAAAGUGAUAGAGAGCAACAGGUCCCACCUGGUAGUCACAGCAGCCCCUGAGAAGACAAAUGACACCGAGCCCGAGAUGAAGGAAGGCAACCCCCCAGAAUCCAUCAAGGCUGUACUUCUAGGUAUCCUUCUGCUGGCUGGAGCUGUUGUGCUGCUGAUCUUUGGCUACCUCACUGUCAUGUACAGGAGAGGAGAUGUGCAGAAACCACCAAGUGAAAACAGACCAGUGACCAAAGAGAAGCCCCCCAUGGUGCCUGUGUCCACUGUGGAUUACGGUGUGCUGGAGUUUCAGCGGGACCAGCAGGCCCAGUUGCCCCUUGAGCCCCGGCUCGUUGACCAGACUGAAUAUGCCACCAUCAUCUUCCAAGAGGAGAAACCCGUCACACCGGAGCGGGGCAAGAAACACCAGGACGAGAGGACUUGGCAGCUGCAGUUGCAGUCCUGCUGA